CUUCCAGUCUUGCUGGUCUAGUUCGGUAAGUGAAAACUGAAAAAUCUGAAGCCGCCCACUAAUUUCGUCAUUUUUGUGAUAGUGAAAAGUGUAGCAUUUCUCCUGUCUGAAACCCUGAUUGCAUCGUGCUCAUAGCUCCCUUUGGCAAUUAUCGUUCAUCCUAUCGCGCAAUACGACAAGUGCUUAUCAUCCACUCACAUCAAAAUUUGAGUGUGUGGCUCCAUAGCAACUUCCCUCUGCAUCCUGCAUUUCUAAUCUACUUUGUGUUAAAAAUGGCCGCAUCACCAGCUUUGAAAGACUUGCCGAAAGUUGCAAGUGAUCUCAAAAAUCAACUGGAAGGCUUCAAAUCCGAUUCAAUGAAACAUGCCGAGACAGACGUCAAAAACAUCUUACCAUCAGCAGAAGACGUUGCCGCUGAGAAAACUCAAAAAGCCCUGCUACAAGGAGUAGAGGACUUUGACACGAAAAAGCUGAAACACACGGAAACUCAAGAAAAGAAUCCCCUCCCUGAUAAAGAAGUUGUUCUUCAGGAAAAGCAACACCUAAACCUUUUGGAAGGAGUGGAGCAGUUUGACAAAGCAACAAUGAAACACACCGAAACCCAAGAAAAAAAUCCCUUGCCAGAUCCUGAAGCUAUCGAAGCUGAGAAGGAACAGAGGAAACUCAUCAAUGGUAUUGAGACUUUUGAUACCUCAAAACUAAAACACACGGAAACAAUAGAGAAAAAUCCUUUGCCAACAAAAGAAGCUUUGGCGCAGAAAGACUGAUCCAUCUCAAUGAUUUUCAAACUGAAGUUCUGCUAAAUUUUCAAUCUGUCAAGCAGUAGUUCAUCUUAAAUUUUAGUUUUGGAUGGUGUAUAAAUGAUCUAUGGAAGUCCGAUGCCAAAAACAAGUAAUUGUUAAUUUAUUCCACCCACUUUCAAAUUAUUGUUAAUUUUAUGAAUUAUGCACUAAAAAUGUAUGUGUUAGUUCGAAAAAGUGCCAAAAGAAGUACAUCAAUGUUAGGUUGCUACUGUAAAGGCACGUAAGUGUGUAAACCCACAUGAUGAGGUUGCAUUUGAAAAAAAGUGUUGGGAGCUCAAAACCAGGUAGUGAAUGAAAGUGGCCAAGUUGUGCAAAAGGAAGAAAUAAUCUUGUAUUGAGGCUCCAAAAUGCAACCCCAUACUUUUUGAACAUUCAUUCAUUCCAAAUCACCCCAAAGUAAUAAAGCAUCUCUUUUAUAUCCUCCAAAUUUAUUUUGAUGAUUUAUUCAAUUUUUAUAUUUAUAUUUUCUCUUUUGUAUUUUUAUAUUUUCUUAAAGAAAGAAUGUAAAAAUCAUAUUUAUUUAUAUUUUUAUAUGCUUGUGGUGUAACUUUUUACUAUUUUUAAUUUGUAUUGAAAAGACAAAUGGCUACAAAUUCUAAGCAGGUUAGGAGCCAUUCAGUUAUUUUAAAUGCACUUUUUCCACUUCAGGUUUUUAUUCCACUCUAAACCCUUUAAUGCACUGUGAAUGGAAACCCAACCCCCAAGUCUUUUACGAUUUUCAUGGUGCACAAUAGAUGUACUGUUCACUCUUUAUUAUUUAAAUCUGAUACAAUGUUUUUCUUAAUUGGAUUUUUCUUAGGGAGAAGCUCCAAUUUUUCUAUUCUAUGUGUAUUAUUAUUUUUCUCUACGUUAUGCUUGAUUUGAUCCCUCUUUCCACACAAGAGUAUGCAGACUUAGAUCCUGUCUGUCUUUAAACACUUACAUUGUGCAGUACUUGAAUGGUCCAUUGUUCAAUUAUUUGAAACCCCUCAGUGUUUUUAUUCACAGUUUUGCACUAUGUCUGUUGGCACAUAACUUAUCAACAUUGAUUUCAUAGAAAAACAUUUUUUGGGUGGGAGUGCAUUACUGUUUCAUCAUUACCUCGAGUUACUGAGUAACCUCGAGUAACCAGAAUCAAAGGCUUAUUUUCAUACAACCCACUUUGAUUGGGUGCAUUUCAUCCCUAAUAUUUUUACCUGAACAUAAAUCUCUAAGCAAUAAAAGUUUUUAUUUUAAGAAAAAGAAAAGUAAAGUUAAGCGAUUCAAUUAAAAUGCUUUUAUUAAUGUCCUUUACAACCUAGUCUGUCUUGAUACCUUUUAGUUUACCUCCUUCCACAGCAAUCACAAUCUAAGUAAUGCCCAAUGUAGAUUAAACAUUCAAUUAAACUUCCUGGACGAUGAUAACAGACCAUGUAGGAACUGAUUCCCUUUUAGCCGUUACCUUCCUUCACACUAAGUGCAAUUGAGAUUCUAUGUUGAUGGCUGGAACUACCCGGUGUAAAUUAUACCAAGAUCCAUCAAUGAUUCCGUCUGAUAAAAUAUUUUCAAGUAACAGUAGUUGUCAGGAUUUUAUAUUAAGUGUUAUUUAAAGUCUCAUCCUAAUUCUUUAGGUGAUUGCCAUGUGAUAAAUAUUAUUUUUUUGUAAGAUCAAAAUUGUUUUAAGCUUUUUAUUAACUAUAUACUUAUUUUUCCUCAACAAAGUCACCCCUCUUGUAUCAAUAAGGAAAACCCUUAAUAACAAUUUUUAUUUUUCAAGAACUUUUUGAAGGUCCUGGUCCUUUUUUCAAAUGUCUAGUCUUGAAGAGUCACUGUGCCUCACUGCCCCCCAUUGCUUUUAACUUUUUUCCUCUUUUUGGACUUAAAUUUUCUUUUCAAGUAACUUGAUUUCAGAGCUAAGCUCCUAUUAGCUUCCAAGACAAAUUGUCUCUCCUGAAAUGCUCAAAAGUUGCAACAAAGAUCAGUUAAAUUUUUUUCACUGACCCUGGCAUUUUGCCACAAUUACUUUAUUUUCAAUCACCUACUGACACAUGGUUGUUGAAAAAUCAGUAUUUUCUUAAUUCUUUUUGGCUUCUUGCAAUCUAUGUAAUUAAUCUAACCGAAUCUCAUUUUAUAUUUUGUCUGAAUGUAAGUUUUUGUCAGCAAAUUAACUGAAAUGAAAGACUUUUUUGAUAAUAUGUGAAUAAAAGUGAUACUUAAUUAUGUUUGGAUAAAUCUCCCUUUUCCUAAGAAGCACUCUCUGAGUGAGUAAAACUUAGGACCUGCCUUCAGAGAGAAAAAAUUCUGCCAUUAUUAAGGAGAGCGCAAUAUCCCAUUAAAAAGGUAACAAUAAAAUCCUUUGCCUUUGUAUUGAGGUUGGAAACAAAGAAAGAAAAAGUAAUCCAUAUUUGCUCAUUAGAUGUUUGAAUAAUGGGUAGAAAUGAAAUAAUCUGAUUACUUACUCUUAUUAUGAGUACCUCCAAAGAGAGAUAUAGGACCGGCCCUUCUCCUUGUCGCAGCUGGAAAUAUAACUUUCAUUGGGGUUGUGACAGGGGAGGGGAAGUAACAGCUGUUUGGUCAACCCACUCCACAUCUAUCUUGACACUAUAGUACUCUCUUAGGCAUUCCAUUAAUAGAGGUAUGGAUGGGCAACCCAUCAAAUGUUUUUAAUUCAGCUUUUUUUCCAUUACCAUCAUUUUACUGUAGAAACUUUAAUUUCCUUAAUUAUAUGAGGGCCUCUAAAUCAAUUCAGUUAUUAAUCUUUUUAAAUUUACAUAAUCAAAAAUUACUUGUCAAGGAGAGUGAAUAUGACUGGGACACAAUGGAGGAAACUGAAGACUAACAAAGAAUUAGUGCGCAUAUUAUUGCUUUCAAACUAUGAUUCCUGUAUGCAUUUGUAUUUAUUCUCUUAUUUUUAGUUACUCAUGUUUAAUAAAGCUUUAUUUAAAUAAAAAA
Messenger RNA from Bemisia tabaci, 3713 nucleotides. It is a transcript of the gene cib, whose product is annotated as thymosin beta cib. NCBI's taxonomy places the organism in Eukaryota, Metazoa, Arthropoda, Insecta, Hemiptera, Aleyrodidae. Gene Ontology annotation, biological process: actin filament organization. Gene Ontology annotation, molecular function: actin monomer binding. Gene Ontology annotation, cellular component: cytosol. The record is from RefSeq and is a predicted model, not a curated record.